Striga asiatica is the source of this 1437-nucleotide messenger RNA. Lineage: Eukaryota; Viridiplantae; Streptophyta; Magnoliopsida; Lamiales; Orobanchaceae. The record is from the annotation of a GenBank genome assembly.
CUCAAUUGAAUAGACUGGAAUGUACAUUUUUGUUUCAUUUCGGGCUCAUCUGAGUUUCAUCUACCAUUUCUCGUUCCACAUAUGAGAUCUACCUCUUCUACAUCCACACAUGGUCAUGCUCGCAUAAAUGCUUGAAAAAUGUUUAUACGAUCAUUCUUUCAAUUUAGCUUUUCGUAAAACUGGAAACCAGUCUUCGAAACUGAUGAAUAUUGAAAAUCUACGCCAAUUUUUAUUUUAUUUUUCAACCGAAACUUUUCCAAAUCCAGAUCUCUGGUGAUCAUCGGCGCCAAUCAAUUGUCGUUUUUACGCUAUUCAAAUUCCAGAUCGUGGCGCUGGGAACCCUAACAGCCGAAAGGAGGAAUUUUUGUUAUUUUUAUUUUUUCGGUCGAGAAGAUGCCGGGGCAUGGGGAUUUGGAUCGGCAAAUAGAGCAACUGAUGGAGUGCAAGCCGCUGUCGGAGGCUGAGGUGAAGGUUCUUUGCGAUCUAGCGCGAGCAAUUUUGGUGGAGGAAUGGAAUGUUCAGCCGGUUAAAUGCCCCGUCACUGUGUGCGGUGAUAUCCAUGGGCAGUUCUAUGAUCUGAUCGAGCUUUUCCGCAUAGGAGGCAAUGCGCCGGAUACUAAUUACCUCUUCAUGGGAGACUAUGUCGACCGUGGGUACUACUCAGUCGAGACCGUCACACUUUUAGUGGCCCUGAAAGUGCGGUACAGAGAUAGAAUCACAAUACUUCGUGGGAAUCAUGAAAGUCGACAAAUUACUCAAGUAUAUGGGUUCUAUGAUGAAUGCUUGAGGAAGUAUGGCAAUGCUAAUGUUUGGAAGUAUUUCACUGAUCUAUUUGAUUAUUUGCCCUUAACAGCGCUCAUUGAGAGUCAGAUCUUUUGUUUGCAUGGGGGCCUUUCACCAUCUCUUGAUACCUUAGACAAUAUCCGAGCUUUGGACCGUAUACAGGAGGUUCCACAUGAAGGGCCAAUGUGUGACCUAUUGUGGUCCGACCCGGAUGAUCGUUGUGGAUGGGGCAUAUCGCCACGUGGCGCCGGCUACACUUUUGGGCAGGACAUAGCUUCGCAGUUUAACCACACUAAUGGCCUCACUCUAAUUUCAAGAGCCCACCAGCUUGUCAUGGAGGGUUACAACUGGUGUCAGGAGAAGAAUGUGGUUACAGUUUUUAGUGCUCCAAACUAUUGUUACCGGUGUGGGAACAUGGCUGCAAUACUCGAAAUUGGGGAGAAUAUGGAGCAGAAUUUCCUUCAGUUUGACCCGGCUCCUCGGCAGAUUGAACCUGACACAACACGCAAAACUCCCGAUUAUUUUUUGUGAGCUCAUUGGCAACUCAGGCAAGCAUUACUAAUGCAUGCUUUUGGUUAUGUAACUGUAGAAGUGCCUUAAGAGAAGAGAGUAUUGUUAUUUGAGGAUUGUGGUCGAAAAAAUCAUUCUUNCUUU